AUGACCCCCUCCCCACCCGCCGCCUCAAAGGCCGCCGCCGCCGCCCUCAAAUCAACCCUCCCCCCUCUCCUCCUCGGCACCGCAACUUUCAACACGCAAUACGUCCCCGACCCUCACGCCCUCCCCUACCGCUCCAUCGUCGCGCGCGCCAUCUCCCUCGGCGUCCGCGGCUUCGACACCUCGCCCUACUACGGCCCUUCCGAAAUCCUGCUAGGCGACGCCCUCAACGCCCUCUUCACCUCGCCAACCCACCCACUCCCUCGCUCCGACGUGUUCAUCGUCACCAAAGCAGGCCGCAUAGCCGGCGACGAGUUCGAUUACUCGCCCGCGUGGGUGCGCUACAGCAUCUACCGCUCUUUGCAGCGGUUACACACGCAGUACCUGGACUUGGUGUACAUGCACGACGUCGAGUUCGUUUCCGCGCAGGAAGUGCUGGCUGCCGUCAAAGAAUUGCGGCGGUUGCGGGAUGAGGAAGGCGUGGUCAAGCAUGUAGGGAUAAGUGGCUUUCCGGUGAAAGUGCUGGCGGAGCUGGCGGAGAUGAUCCUGAAGGAAACGGGCGAGCCGUUGGAUGCCGUGUUGAGUUAUGGGCAUUUUACGGUGCAGAAUCGGUUGUUGGCGGUGGAUGAGUUACUUGGAAGGAGGGAGAGCAAGGAGAAGGAGGAGGAAAGUGUGUUGAAGAGGUUCAAGAAGGCGGGGGUGGAGGUUAUUCUCAAUGCGUCCAUGUUGGGCAUGGGGCUGUUGACGCAGAAGGGAAUCCCGCCGAAUCCGGAAUCGAAGGAGAGUCCCUUGGUUAAGUGGCAUCCGUCGCCGCCGGAGCUGAGGAUUGCGUGCAAGAAGCUGGGCGAGUUGGCGGCGGCUAAGGGGGAGAGGUUGGAGAGUGUGGCCAUCCGCUGGGCGUUGGAGGAGUGGGCGAGAGUUGGCGCGGAGGCUGGGGUUGGUGUUGAUGCUGGUCCCGGGUCUUCGUUGAAGGUGGGGCCGACGGUGUGCGGUGUCUCGUCGAUUCCCGAGCUGGAGGAGACGGUUGCGGAGUGGAAUGGCGUGUUGGAAGGACUGGAGAAGCUGGCCACUGUUGAGAAGAAGGAGAGACGCGCAUACGGAUCCGAGCGUCAGGAGAAGGUCUUGAAGUUGGUGGAGGACGAGAUGUGGCCAGCAUUGGGCGGUUGGAUCGAUUUCGCCUGGGCCAGCCCAGGGGAGGGCUACGUGAACACUAGGCGGCCUGAGGAUAAGGGUCAGGUUCCCGAUGAUGGCGUGAUAGCUGCUCAUGAGGAGAGGAUCAAGAACCGGAAGUAA
Molecule: messenger RNA, 1290 nt
Organism: Sordaria macrospora k-hell
Lineage: Eukaryota; Fungi; Ascomycota; Sordariomycetes; Sordariales; Sordariaceae
Biological process (GO): dehydro-D-arabinono-1,4-lactone biosynthetic process
Cellular component (GO): cytosol
Molecular function (GO): D-arabinose 1-dehydrogenase [NAD(P)+] activity
Source: RefSeq, a predicted model, not a curated record